AUGUCCUUCACAGCCCACGCAGACGACAACGUCGACGCCCACAACGAGCUGCUCUCUGGCGGUCACGGGAGUCUAAACCCGGCGUGGAUCGAAACGGUGAAAACCGCUCCGAUUUUUACCUCGCUGGCAGGAAAGGAGAUUGACCUCGACGACGAGCUCCCCGGAUACCAAGAGUUCGCGCUGCUCGGCCGGCAGGUGGAGGUUUUGGACCCCGAGGCGGGAAGAACUACGCCGCACGAUGUGGCUUUGGAUGGGAGGUUGUUUUUGAAUGGGAAUGCUCCGUUGUCUGCAUUCAUCUGCGGCGUGCAAGGCUCGGGCAAGAGCAAUACUCUUUCGUGCAUGCUGGAGAACUUCCUGCUCUCUGACCCCUCCAUCGGCGAGCUGCCUGCUCCAUUGACAGGCCUCGUCUUCCACUACGACAAACACUUACAAAAGCCGUGCGAGGCAGCGUAUCUAGCCUCACGGAUCCCCGUGACGGUCCUCGUCGCGCCCUCCUCAUUCACGCGGGCGACAAAGCUGUACCCCUUGAUCCCAGGCGCCAAUGAGCGGCUCACGAUCCGGCCGCUGCGGUUCCGUGAGAGUGAUCUGGACGUGACGCGGAUGCUCACGCUGAUGGCGGUGGACCUUUCUGACGAUAAGCCGCCGCUGUACAUGGAAGUCGUCAGGAAGAUUCUAAGGGCUAUGGCUAAUACCGCCACGGGAUUUAAUUAUAAAUCUUUCAAACUGUUGCUCAAAAAUGUCGAUUUGACACCGCAGCAGCGAUCCCCGUUGAAUCUGAGGCUCGAGAUUUUGGAGAGCUUCAUGGCGACCAAUGCGGCGGAGAAGCAGGUCGACUUGUGGUCCGUCACGCCGGGACAUCUGACUAUCAUUGAUCUGAGUGAUCCUUUUGUGGAUGAAUCCACGGCGUGUUCACUAUUCGAUAUUUGCCUGCACCUCUUCCUCGACCGCCCGGUCACCACCGGCAAAGUCAUAGCAGUGGAUGAAGCCCACAAGUACAUGCUAGGCAGCGCCUCCGCGCAGCGAUUUACGGACACGCUCUUGAGCACCAUCCGGCUGCAGCGGCACUUAGGGACACGGGUGGUGAUAUCUACGCAGGAGCCUACAAUCUCGUCGAAGCUUUUGGAUCUCUGCAGCUUCACCAUCGUCCACCGCUUUUCGUCGCCCGAGUGGCUUUCGUUCCUAAAGGCUCACAUCGCCGCCGCAGAACAGGACGGAAGGGCCGGCGGUGGCGGCUUGAUGACCCGCGUGGUCGGACUGGACUGCGGUGAGGCAUUCGUCUUUGCGCCCAGUGGGCUCGUGGCCGCAAAGGAAGUGGCGGUAAAGCCCCCUGCUGGCGGGAAUAGUGAAGGUGUGCGUGAGGAGAUGGUGGCGGACGAGAUGUUUUGGGGAAAGGUGCGGCCUACGCUUCAGGACUUGACGGAAAAGUUGGGCGACAUGAAGGUCUCUGGCAUCGCCGGCUGCGGGAAGGCAAAGAUAGAGAAGAUAGGCGUUCGCUACAUGAGGGUGAGGAUCAGGAAGAGGGUCACGGAGGAUGGCGGGAGGAGCUUGUUGGCUAUGGAUUAGCUGGGCGGUGCGGGUGGACGGGUGACAGGGGGUGACUAACGAGAAUAUAUAUUGGGUCUUACAAGUGUGUCUGCUCUGGAGUG
Messenger RNA from Tricharina praecox, 1646 nucleotides. RefSeq lists its product as uncharacterized. The record is from RefSeq and is a predicted model, not a curated record. Lineage: Eukaryota; Fungi; Ascomycota; Pezizomycetes; Pezizales; Pyronemataceae. The coding region runs from base 1 to 1563 and encodes 520 amino acids. The transcript has 5 exons.